AGUGGAGACGAGAGUUAUCGCGCUGUAUGUUUUCCGGUUUUCGGGGGACCCCCCAGUACUCGCAGGCGUACCGUGGGACCACAGUAGGCUGCGGCUUACCGACCGCCCCGGCCACCCCGUGGCCAUCAUGGAUUGGGGUUUUCACGGGACAAGAAUGCUGGCUCUCAGCACACGGACCCACUCUUAGUAUCAUAUGUUGAUCCUUGGUAUCGUGACUUGCGCUGACUUGGCUCGCAGCCGCACCCCAGCUAGCUUAUCCCGAACCCCCACAGCCAGAAAGCCUCUUUGUCUACGAGUACGAAUAUUUUUUACCCCAUACUUUUUGGGUCUAGGGGAGAGGGGAGGGGGGUGAUGACCAUAUAAAUGCGGUAUCAGACUCCCCUUCUCCUAGCAUUGCUUGGGUGCUAUCGUUUUCACAGCACCUUCAAUCCUAUUCGCACAAUACCAUUAUACCGAUUCCCUGCUACCGACUCCUGCCUUAACAAUGGCAACGAAAACAGAAGAUCUCACUGAACUCUCCAACAUCAUCUCUGCAAGUGCAAACAGCUAUCUCUCCCACGUCCCAGCUCCACCAACCCUCCGACCAGCACCUCCGGUCCCCGUGACCGACGAGGUAGCCAUCGAGGCUAGAAAACAACUCUUGACGGCGUGUCGGAGGGUGAUUUCUCUGGUUGGGGGCCCCAUGGAGACAGUUAUGGGGAUGGCAGUGGGGCUCCACGAUACUGCUGUUGUGAAAUUGGCCUACGACAUGAAACUUGCGCAGAAUGUGCCGCUCGAUGGGUCGCCUAUUGCUCUGGCGGAGUUGGCUGCGAAGACGGGGGUGCCUGAGGAGACUAUUAGUUGGUUUUGUCUUCACUAUAUCGGGUUAGUGAGUGGGGGAUAGCGUGCUGAUGUGUUUUGCUUCCCCGGAGGGUACAGCGAGGGUGAUGCGAGCAUUGACUUUUAAGGAUGUGUUUGUCGAGACGGAGCCGGGAUAUUUUGCGCAUACUAGUGGCUCUGCGGCCAUCGGCGUUCCUGGAAUUGAGGCUAUGGUUGGGCAUUUGUGAUUAACACCCCCAUUACUUUUUGCUCUCUCUCACGGUUUUUGAUUACUCAUCGUUUUCCGCAGGACUGGCGAAACUUUUAUCUCGGCCCCACACAUCUCUGACGUUCUGCGCGAAAAUAACUUUGUGAUUCCCGAAGACAAUAGGAAAACCGCCUUCAGUCGGGCCUUCAAUGGUAUCCCGUCCCCUUCUCUCUCCACAAACCCAACAUGACUAACCCCCCUCAUAGUGGAUAAGACUUUCUUCGAAUAUCUCUACACCGACAACAAACCCAUGGGCACACGUUUCGGCAAGGCCAUGAAGGCCAUGAGCACUGCCCGUGGCCCAUUAAAUCUCGUGGCGCUUUACGAGCCCCUCUUUUCCGCUCCCAAGGGCACAACAUUGGUAGACAUCGGCGGUGGCAUCGGACACAUCGCCAUCGCUGCGGCGCAAAAGUUUCCAAACCUGAAAUGCGUUGUACAGGAUAUAGGAAUGGUGAUCGAUGAGGGGCGGGAUGGGCUUCCGGAGGAGCUUAAAGACCGUGUGGAGUUUCAUGAGAAUGACUUCUUUGAAGGGCAGCCGAUUGGUGGGCCUGGGGUUUACUACUAUCUCAGGCAUAUCUUGCAUGACCAUCCUGACCCGUAGGCUUCCGCCUCAUCUGCUUUCUUGGAGAAGGGAUACUAGCUGAAUGGGGGCAAUAUAGCGGUUGUAAGAAGAUCUUGUCGCACAUUGCGAACGCUAUGGAUUCUAGCUCCAGAAUCCUCAUUGAUGAGAGCAUUAUGAGUGAGCGUAUGGGUCCUGAUGGCGACAGGGCGACUAUCGUUAAGGACCUUCAAAUGCUUAUCAUGUUAAAUGCCAAGGAGAGGACAGAAGCUCAGUGGGCGGCGUUGCUGAAGGGUGCGGAUGAGAGAUUGGUUAUUGAGAAGUUGUGGAGGGCUAAGGGGAACGGCAACGCAAUUAUUGAGGCUAGAUUGGCUUGAUGGUGCCCAUUGGCAACUGUUAAUGGAACUGUGGGCUUAUGGAAUGAAUGGUUGAAUUGGUUCAUUGUCAUCUUCGUCAUUCAUUCCCCGGUGGUCCCGCAUUUUGGCGCAACGGGGUGUAGGGCUGGGGAUGUAGACUUCCAGCUGAAAGAUAUUGUCAUUGAGCCUUGAUAGUUUGUGCCGUGCACGAGUGCUGUGAUUGCACAUCUCGUAAGUGGUGGUGGGGUGGUCACCCUGCGUCACUCGUGCUGUAGAGGGACCCGAAUAAUUGACCCACGUGCGUUUGAUUUCUCGAUG
Tuber aestivum (summer truffle) is the source of this 2299-nucleotide messenger RNA. The record is from the annotation of a GenBank genome assembly. NCBI's taxonomy places the organism in Eukaryota, Fungi, Ascomycota, Pezizomycetes, Pezizales, Tuberaceae.